CGCGCGCGCCGGACUGCUGCACUUGCGCUGUUCUCGCUGAGUGUAAACCGCGUCACCGCUGUUCGCUCGCUUCCGCCGGCUUGAGAGGAGAAAAAAAGUGGAUUUGCGGUAGUUUCACCGCCGGAUUUUACAGCUUUGCUUCCCGUUCGAGGUUUUAUAUCGCUUUGUUAACUUUAUUUACUGUACGAACUCCCCAAAAUGGAGAACGAGAACAAGUACCUCCCGCAGCUGCUAGCGGAAAGAGACAGCCUGGACUCGUCCUUCAUACACGCUAUGAAACUUUUAUCUGCAGAAAUCGAGAGGGUUCAGAAAGACGAGCCGGAAAAAGACAGUGAAACCUACUUGGAUCUCUUCACGGCAAAGAAUAUCAAGCUGAAGGAAAGAGUUCUGAUUCCAGUCAAACAGUACCCAAAGUUUAACUUUGUUGGGAAGAUUCUCGGGCCUCAAGGGAACACCAUUAAGAGACUGCAGGAGGAGACAGGAGCCAAGAUCUCAGUACUGGGAAAGGGAUCUAUGAGGGAUAAAGCGAAGGAGGAGAGCUUGAGGAAAAGCGGCGAGCCCAAAUACGCCCACCUGUCCAUGGAACUCCAUGUGUUUAUUGAAGUGUUUGCUCCAGCGCCUGAAGCGUACAUGCGUAUGGCCCACGCUAUGGAGGAGGUUAAGAAGUUCCUCUUCCCCGACAUGAUGGAUGAAAUCUGCCAGGAGCAGUUUAUGGAGAUGGGAUAUCUGAAUGGCAGCCAUGAACACGGCGUCCGAGGCAGGGGCGGUCCAAUGGCCAGGGGGCGUGGAGGACCUCCACCACCCAGGGGUCGAGGCAUGGCACUGAUGCGUGGUGGUGUUCCACGUGGUGGUCCAGCCAGAGGUGGAGCAGCGAGAGGAGCUCCAACAGGGCGUGGAGGACCACCAGGUCAGCCUGGCAGAGGAGCUGCUGCCAGUAGAGCCCGUGCUCCUGCCCCUGGAUCGCAGAGGAUGCCUCCUCCACCACGCCCUCCUGCCCAGGAGUCUUAUGAAGAUUAUCCGUACGACGAAAGCUACACAGAGUCGGGCUAUGAAUCCUACGACAACUAUUACAGUCAGCCACAGGCGGAACUGUUCAUGAGAUCCAGGGAUGGAAUCAGAGUUUGCAGCUCUCUUUUUCUCAGGGAAGACCGAUUUGCCGUAAAGAGGCGGUCUUAAAUUUCAACAGACGGGCUUUUUGGGGAAAACUCUGAAAUCUGCAGAGAUGGAGUCGAACUGAAGUUCCGCCAGACACCUUUCAAGAACGGCAGAAGCUGGAGUGCUAGGAAAGUACCUCUGCGUUUGAAAAAGGAAAGAAAAAGGAAAUCGAUGCUCUCCAUGGCGCUGCUGCCAAAGCAUGCGGGCGCUUAUUGAGCUGGAGCGGAAAGCGGCUUGCGUGUCCUACAGCGUCGAGUGGUCGUGUUUGUGUGCGUGUAUGUGGUCACAUACUGGAAAUGUGUCUGGCUCAUUUUCAUGAAGCUUCCAGCCUUAUUUUUAUCUUUAUUUUAUGGUUUGCUUUAUUAAGGUCUCCCUAAAGCACACUUCAUGCUGUCCUGAAAAUGACCAAUGUUAUUUUUGUCAUGUUUUCUUCACACUCCUUGUCUACAGAAUUUAAUUGCACAGUUUAAACCCUGCCCCCUUGCACCUGGACAGCCACCCAGUCCAAGCAAGUAAUUGUGCGCGCGCGUGCGUGCUCCAUCUUUACGUUUGCGAUAUUUACUGGACUCUCCUGCAAUUUGCACAUUGCUGUAUGUUAAAAUUUUUUUUUUAUCGUAACGCGUAAAUACAGACAUGAAAUUGAAUCAGCGUCAGCAGCUGUAAUGCUUGUAUGAAAAUGAAUGCAGUUGUCAUGGCAAUAACCAAACUGCAGAAAAAUUGGAGUCUAUCUGUAUUUUUGAAAUAGAAGACUCAUUUGUGAUGCUACACUGAAACUGUUUAAAGGUAGUGUGCAAUAUGUUCCAGUGCUGCUUAUUUGGAAAAUAAAUUAUUUAAAAAAAACUAUUAUUUUAAGGUUUUGUAUUGUUCUAGGCCAAAGAUGCACACUUGUUUAAGGUGUGUGCGUGUGACGUUAAUGUUUCUCUGCCUGAGGGUUUGUUUUACGUUUAUGGUAUUGUCCUAGGAAAAUAUAGUGGAAAAAAAAAAAAAGCCACAUUCGUAUUUGUGUAGUGUUUGGAUGUGUUUGUGGUGAGUUGCAUUUGAACUAAAAUAGACCCUCAGCCUCGGUGCACAGCACAGGUGGGACUCCGUUCCCUAUCAGACACCUUUUUCAGUCUCUCGCUGGGUUCUUGGCUCCGUUAGAAAUACAGCUAGGAUUUUGUGAUGAGUUCACUGCAGAUUGUGUUUUUAAAAAUGUUCUUAAGUAUUGUUACGGUCUUGAAUAUAGACCCCUUUCACAUGACGUCACCGCGCCGCAAGAUUUUGUUAGGCGCCAUAUUGGAAGACCAAGUACAUGCACUCACAAUAUAAAACAAAGUACGAGCAAGAGUAAAGUGACACGAUGGAUGAUAAUUCGGGUUAUGUGAGUACAUUACCAGUUGCAGAAAGGGCACGGUAUGUGGAGAAACUGGCUGUGAUUGAUGGGUUUGACCCAUAUGAUAAGACUCAGAAAAAAUUAUGUGAAUCCAAGCACACAGUUUAACGCAAAAGUUCGUUUAUAUCCCGACCUUGUCAGCUGUCAGAUUUAUGUUAAUGGACCCGGUAAGCUGGUAAAUAAUAUUUAUUUAUUUUUUUCUUUACCAAAUUCUAACAGAAAACGAGAGCGCCCGAAAGGGAAAACCGAGCCGAGCCGCCUCACGGCUGUAAUGCAAAUUGCUUUCCUCCUCGGUAUACAAGUGCGCUUCCAUGGCAGGGAAAAAGAAACUACAUUUUGCCGCCUAUGUAGUUCCCUAUUUAAACAAAUAGGAGUCAUUCAGGAUUCAGCCAUGUUUUUGCUCCGUGCUUUUACUCGACCAAAGUUAUACAGUAUUAUGAGCUUUAAAUUGCAUAAAUAAAACCAUUUGGUGAAACUUUGAAGAAGAGAUUGUACUGGUUUAAAGUUUUUACCGAAUGUUUUCAUGUCGACUCCAAUUAAUACACUAGUAGAAUCGAUGACUAGUUUAGUAGGCCAACACUUUUUUUAAAAAUUUGACAGUGCCAGCCUGAAAAAACUUGCGACAGUCAAAUGGGGGAAAAAAGCAAGCUGGUCAUGUUGUACUGGACUAAUCUAUGACUGAUGAGUAUAGUAAGUGAUACUAGUACUGAUACAAUAAAACAGACGACUGUAAUCUGGUAGGCAGCACGAUUUACAUUAUUUCUCCGUGUCAGAUGCAUAAGGAGGACCGGACACCAAUUCUGCCAUCUGUUUGCUACCCAGACAUUGUAAACUAUUUGUUGUUUACACCCAGUGCCUACACUGCUGAUGACUUGAAAGCCUACAAAGGGCUACAGGCUUACAAUUAUGUUGUUAGUGGCUUGGUUCGUGAUAUUACAGCUGUUAUUAAGACUAACCUACACAUUAUUAUUAUUAUUAUUAUUAUUAUUAUUAUUAAAUUGUAGAAGUCUGGGAGGCUUGCUCCUCAUACAGUUACCAACUUGAGGCCAAUUUAGCAUGUUUUAAAUCUGAAUUUCUUGCGUUUGCUUACCUCAAAGUGUCUGCAGAUCAUGCACAGACUUAUCCAUUAUAUCCACAGUUUUUUGCCAAGUCUCACACAGGUUUCUUUCAAGUCUACUGUUGGGCCAAUAAAUCAUAAAUAAAACAGCUCAGAUUUAUUUGUUUAAGUCGUUUGCCACUCCACUUUAUUCUCGUGGGUUCACAUACCGCUGCCGUUAUCACGAGUUUGUUGGUCUUCCAAAAUGGCGCAGGGUCUGUUUACUUCCGGUUUCGGGUGACGUCAGUGAAAGGGGUCUAUUCUGUCAUACAUGGCUACUUCAGUAGGUCUUAAUUUCCACGCUGCAGUGCCAGCAGGUCCUCAUAUACCCCUUUUCCACCAAAUCAGUUCCAGGGCUGGUUCACAACUCGUUCAACUUGCAAGCCAGCUGAGAACCAGUUUGCUUUUCCAUAGCUCGCGGUGCUAAGAGAAGCCACGUCAUUACGUUGCUGUAUACGUCAGUUACGUUGCUACGUUUGCUUAAACCUUGGCGCGAAUAUCGAAGCAAAAACAACGCGGAAGAAGCAGCAGCAACAAUAAUAAUAAUGGAUGACUUCGUGUUUGUACAGCUGCUGCUUCUCGUCGCUUAAAAAUGGUGAUCUUUCGCGGUCUUGUUAUUGUUGUUGGUCUUAACAACUCCGCCCCACUGACGUAAGCGGUUCUUUCCUCUGGCCCAGCAGAGAGUUGGUGCUAGCCUGGAACCGUUUUUUCUGGCCCCAGAGCCAGUUCUUUGUCAGUGGAAACAGAAAACCCGGUUCCAAACUAAGCACUGGCCCCGAACCAGCCCUGGAACUGCUUUGGUGGAAAAGCGGCAUUACUGCACCGAGCCAGAAUGAGCCCUUCACCUUUUGAAGAAAGGACUGUGUUCUCGGCACGACGAGCCGAGAACUGGGCUUUGGAGUUUAAACGCCUUACCCUUGGCGUAGUGUGUGAGAGAACGUUCAAGCGGAUUCUCAGCACUAAAUUUUUGAGCCCGUAUUUGAACCAGAUGGAAAAACAUGUUCGUUUGCAUGAUGACUAACCUGAGGUUUUUCGAAGUACAGUAAGACCUCUGUUCAGUCCCAGUUAAUAAGAGAUGGCUAAAACCAGUGUGUUUGUGCAUUAGAGCAGAUCUGUUAACACUCCCCAGCUGCUUGAAUAGAAAUAUGCAUUAAAAGCUCACCAAAACUGGACAGUUAAAGAUUAGAAUAGACUGUGGGAGGUCUUCCUAACCUUGAGCUGCCCAGUUUCAGAGUCUGUAUUCACUGUAGCCUCACGUUCAUGUGGCUUUCUUCUGAUCUUGUUUAUCCACCUCCAGGUUUUGAUGUGUUGAAAUGCUUUUCUGUUCACCACUGUUGUAAAAAGUGGUUAUUUGAGUUACUCUAGCCUUCCCAUCAGCUCAAACUAGCCUAGUCAUUCUUCUGACCUCAUCACAGAAAUUUUUUUUUUUCCCCCCUUCAUCAUUAUUCUGGGAUUGUGUGAGAUAAUCCCAGGAGAUCAGUAGUUUCUGGAAUACUGAAACCAGUCUGUCUGGCACCAAUAAAUAAAAAGCUAAAGCUCUGGGACUGUACGUGCAUGAUUUUAUGCAUUGUGUUGUGAUUUGAAUAAUUGUUCCUAUUAAAGUGGCCAAAGAGUG
This is a messenger RNA of Neoarius graeffei (lesser salmon catfish), 5238 nucleotides long. It is a transcript of the gene khdrbs1b, whose product is annotated as KH domain containing, RNA binding, signal transduction associated 1b. Gene Ontology annotation, cellular component: nucleus. NCBI's taxonomy places the organism in Eukaryota, Metazoa, Chordata, Actinopteri, Siluriformes, Ariidae. The transcript is spliced from 9 exons. The coding region runs from base 199 to 1176 and encodes 325 amino acids. The record is from RefSeq and is a predicted model, not a curated record. Gene Ontology annotation, biological process: regulation of alternative mRNA splicing, via spliceosome. Gene Ontology annotation, molecular function: mRNA binding; poly(A) binding.